This is a messenger RNA of Trichoplusia ni (cabbage looper), 5163 nucleotides long. RefSeq names its product GRB10-interacting GYF protein 2-like (gene Gyf). NCBI's taxonomy places the organism in Eukaryota, Metazoa, Arthropoda, Insecta, Lepidoptera, Noctuidae. The record is from RefSeq and is a predicted model, not a curated record. Gene Ontology annotation, molecular function: protein binding.
AUAAACUUAUUCACUCUGCACUCACUUCACUUCACUUCACGUUUCGUCGGCCAUAUUGCUGUCUCCGUGCGUGCGUUUAAUAUUGAAGCAUUCAAGCACUUAGCUGUUCCGGCCUGCAGUUAACCGUAUAUUUAUUCUAUAUUUUCGACAUCUACAAGUAUAAUGGGCGAUCGUAACAAUCCCAUCAAGUUUGGGCCAGAGUGGUUACGCAAAAUGUCCAGCAAGCGCACCUCAGGCACAUCCUCUAACCCAGAUCAGAAUGCCAGCUCUAGCUCAGGCGCCUCGGGAACAACCGGCCCGCCCGCUACAGCCGGCACUCCUAGUUCAUCUGGAAAUUCUGGUUCAGCCGGUUCCUCUGGCCCUGCUGCCUCGUCUGGCCCUUCCGGGUCGUCCGGCCCUUCGGGGUCGUCCGGAGGGGCCACUGCAAACGCCAGUGCAUCCACCAAUGCAUCAGCGAACACAUCAAACAAAAGAAAUGCAAUGAUAUUGCUAGCUAAGCUGAGGUAUGGAAGAGAAGAAAUGUUAGCACUAUAUGACAGGAAUGCAGAAGCUCCGCAGGAGUUGAGAUAUAAUGAAACAUUAUAUCAACAGCGCGGGAAACAGCCAAUUGCACUAAAUAACACAUUUGAAGAUGAUGUAAGAGACAAUUUGCGGACUGCUCCACCAAUUGGUGGUAUGAUAUCUAGUGACAGAUUUACCAUAGGACGUGGUUCAGGUCGAGGCGUCGGGAUCGUCAACGAUGGACGUGGAAGAACCCGCGGGUCUUAUAUCAGGCAAAUGUCUGCAGGAAGGGGAGCAAAUUGGCAUGUGGGUACUCCGAGAAUGCCAACCUAUAGUGGAGGGGCAGAUGAUGACAGUGGCCCCAGUCGACCCUGGGCUAACAACAAUAGCAACAACAGUAACAGAAACAGUGGCGAUCAAACAGACUGGUCCACUAAAGUGUUUAGAAACAAAAGGCAGGGGAAUAAUACUAACUGGCGACAGCCGCAGUCUCGGGAUGAAGGUGAAGAGUGGCGCUCACCUGAACCCGGCAGAUCUCGUCAACACGAAAAAUGGGAUCGCGAGUGGUCUGAAAGAUCUGGUGGAGACAGACCACAAAAUUGGAACUCCAAUAGACGCCCGUGGGUAGGAGGUGACAAUCAAAACAAUGAAGAGAACUUGCCUGAAUGGGCUGGUGAAAAUGCAGAAUGUGGUGGUACUUUUGAUUCGUCAGGCGCAUUCCACGGCUACAGCAAUGAUGACACUAAUUUGCCAAAACACCAAGAUGCUUCGUAUCCAUUGACGCGAUCCCAUACUCAUGGCAGUUUUUCACGUCCAAAAGCAUUAGAAGAAGGCUCUGAAGAAUGGUGGGCUUCAGAGAAGGCUAAGAAAUUAUCACCAAAACGCUUUGAUGCCAGUGAUCUUAAAUUUAAAAAGCAGCCUGGAAUUGGAAUAGCUGACGUGGCUACUUCCAGUACAAAUCAUAAAUCAAGCACAAGUAAAGAAGAGGCAUCCCAACCGCCACAGGAGACUGUUGAAUCACAAGCUGCUGGACCAGAACCCCCGGAGGCCAAUGCCACAGCGCAAGGUGAAGACAAAUCUGGCAAACAAAGUGCAUUCAAAUCUAAUAAGUUUACUGAGAGCAAAACUUUUGACGCACUCAUGAGGUCUGAUAUUAAUUUAGGGGAAGCAAGUGAUGAGAGGAGCAACUUCCAAUCUGUCAUCAUAAACUCGAACAACAGUCUUCGUCAGAAGCACCAGCACCUCGUCCCGGCGUUAAAUGAGGGUUCACUUAAACAGCUGGAACAAUAUCAAACUAAUUUAAACAAAAAUAAUAAGGGCGAAAUAGAACAUCCAUCGCACUUAUCCGCUGAAGAAAUCAUAGUAGACAAUUUAUUUGGCAUGACUCUUGAUGAGAAGGACAUGCUUACAUCUUCUUCUAAUUCAUUAAUGACCCUUUCAAGUUCAGGCAUGUCAUCAGGAUUAGUUUCCGUGGAAAAUUCAAUGCCCCAAAAUCUGAACUUGCAAAUGAGUAUGUCAAAUUCUGCAUUAACCGAGCAGGGAAUGAAUAUGGAGUUGCAUAUGAACCAACAAAGUGGUCAAACAGCUGUCACACAAUCUUUACAUCAGUCAGCUGGCUUGCAGCCAGGCGUUCUGAAUUCAUCUGGUUUGCGCGGUGGUUUGCAAUCUGGCAUACCUGGUAUGCAGACAGGCUUACAGAUGCCUGGUAUGCCGGCUGGUAUACAAGCUCCCAAUCUGCCUUCUGGAAUGUCGAAUUCUGGUUAUCCUAUGCAAACUCCUCGAAUGCCCACAGGCUCCUUACAAAACAUGCCUUCUGGCUUGCAAGGUCCCCGUGUACAAACACCAGGCAUGCAACCUGUUCUUCAGAAUGUUGGAAUAACUAAUUCUGCAUUGAAUGCCUCACUAGGUUUGCCUAUUGGCCCUACUAUAGGAAUGCCUAUGCAAGGCAUGCCACAACAGAUCUUGCCAAAUGAUAUUAUGGCUAAUAAUGCUUCCAUGGGCGCCACUGGAAUGGGCGUAAUGGGUUCAGGAUCGAUUCAGGGUUCUGGUAACUUGCCUCGUUUUCCUACUGGAAAUGCGAUGCCUGGAAUGCCUAGCAAUGUUGGUAAUGCCUCAUUGUUAUUUGGCCAAAAUUCUAGUAGUCCAGUGAUGUCAUCUUCUAACGACUUACCAAUGUCCAACCAUGGUGGUCAAAAUAAUAUGUUUCAUCUACAUGGGAUGCAACAUUCUGGAUCUCAAGAUCCAUUUGCAAAUUCAAUCUAUAGCGAUAAUGCUUUAGCCGAGCAAUGGUAUUAUGAAGAUCCUGAGAGGAAUAUUCAAGGGCCAUUCCCUUCAAAAGACAUGUAUAACUGGUACAGAGCUGGUUUCUUCAGUCCUAGUUUAAUGGUUCGCCGAGCAUGUGAGACAAUGAUGAGACCUCUUGGCUCCUAUGGACCUACUGUACCCUUCGCUCAGCUGAACAUGAUGUCGCCCUUCCCGAUGUCUGGUGGAUUCGAACGACCUCAGGGAGCUCAUCAGAACAUGCUCAGUUCACAAAAUCCACUGAGACUAGAUGUGAUGAAUUUGGGUAACAUGAAUUUGUCUGAUAAUCCACCUAUGGACUCUUUGCAAUAUGGAUCUGUGGGACUCACAGCAAAUCAAUCAUUUGGUCAGCCGCAGCCAAUGGACACACUGUGGGGCCAGCCCUCCUCAUCAUCUGAUGUAUGGAUGCAACAGCCACUGACCCGUCCAGAAGUCAACAACUUACCAAUUUACUUUUGGGAGCAACAGCCUUCAGCCAUCAGUUCCAAUUCUCUGCUAAGUGAAGACAUAACUAAGGAGAUGAAGACAGAAGACCAGAUACUGGCUCAGUUGCGAGCGUCACAGGGCCUGGCGCCGCCGCCGCAGCCCUUCAUCCCCGACCUGCCAGGACCUGCCGCACAAGCUUCUAUGCCCGAAGACUGCUUCACAACACAAGUCAACGCUACUCCAAACAUGGAAGAACUGCACAAACUCAUACAAAAAGAUAUGUUGACUGGCAGCGUGAGCGUGGCAGAAAUAGAGGCCGAGCUCCAGACUAAAUCCGAUAAAACUUCGAAGCAAGAGCAGACCGCCAAUGAAAUCAACGUAACGAAGGCGUCGUCGCAGGCUAAGAUCGCGGCAGAAACGAAGCCUACCAAGCAGGUCAAGGAAACCGAAAAGUCUGCUAAAGCCAAGGACAACUCUACUAAGACUAAGACCAAGAAGACGAAAGAUGACAAGAAAGAAGAACUCGCUGAGAUUAAGACAAAAGAGGAUGAUUUAUUCAAGGCAGAGAAAAGAUCACAGGAACCAUCCCCAUCCAAGAACAAGAAAGAAGAUAAAUCAAACAAGAAGGACUUGGAAAAAGAAAAAAAGGAGUGGAUCAAAGAAGGAUUUACGAUCGUGAAGGGUUCAGAGAAAAGUUCCAGCAAGGAUAAUAAGAAGAAGGCUGAGGAAGCCCGCAUCGCAGAGGAGGCGGAGCGUAAGAGGAAAGAAGAAGAAAAGUUUACUGCCGACGAAGAUAAGAAGAAAAAACAGGCUGAGACAGUAAAAAAACAACAGGAGCAACAGAUCCAACUGCAGCAACAACAGCAGCGUCAGGUGUCAGAAUCUGUUGUGAAGAAAGCUCCGUGGUCAGCUGUUUCCAACCAAGCGAUGCAGGCCACAAACCGGGACGGGCUCACGCUCGCCGAGAUACAGCGGCUUGAACGCGAGAAGAAGUUAGAACAGAUGAAGGAACAGCAGCAGAUGAUGCAGAUCAUCGCACAACAGCAAGCCGCGGCAUUGGCUAGGGAACAGGAAAUGCAAGCAGGUUUGGGUUGGGCAAAGAAGAAGGGUUCCAACCAAACUCAAGCUCCGACUUUAACUGAGAUUCAGGCUGAGACGCGCAAGCAAGCAGCUGUGGCGGCAGCGGUCGCCGCAGCCACCAAAAUGAUUGAAGAAGCAGACUCUCCGCAGCCGCAGAUAAACCAUGCUCCUUGGGCCAACACUCACAACGGAGGAGGUUUUUGGGAUACACCCCCGAACCAGUCAUCUAAGGACAAGCAACAGGACUCGCAGAAGUCAUCUGAGGCCAAAAGUAAGAAGAAGCCCAACCUCGUGACCUCAUCCAAGAAGGAGAACUCUCCGGCCGUAGAGUUCGAAACUUGGUGCACUGGAGUGCUUACUUCGUGGAGCUCUAAAAUUGAUGUGCCGACUUUCGUUGGUUUCCUGAAGGAUAUUGAAUCACCAUAUGAAAUAAAGGACUAUGUCAAAUGCUACCUGGGUGAAUCGAAGGAAUCUAAUGAUUUUGCUCGCCAGUUUCUAGAAAGAAGAUCUAAGUUACUUCGGGUGGGGAUGGUGACUCCAUCAGACGACUUGUGCUCCCCAGCCAUAGCGGUGAACCCUCGCACUACCUCCGGCUCCGACUACCAGGAGGUCAAAGGGAAAGGGAAAAAAACUAAGAAGAAUAAGAUGCUGAAGGUCGACGCGCGCAUUCUGGGAUUCUCAGUGACCGCCGCAGAAGAUCGCAUCAACGUGGGCGACAUCGACACCGUGUGAGCUGUCGUCCGCGCCCCUCUCGUGUUCACUAUAACUCGCCUUGUGAUAACCCAUCGGAGAUAUAAACACUUGUGUCGACACCUACUCUUGCAACAAAGUUCGUUGAGUCGGCCGGCGGGCUCG